Armigeres subalbatus is the source of this 2106-nucleotide messenger RNA. RefSeq names its product probable cytochrome P450 6d5. Gene Ontology annotation, molecular function: iron ion binding; heme binding; monooxygenase activity. Lineage: Eukaryota; Metazoa; Arthropoda; Insecta; Diptera; Culicidae. The record is from RefSeq and is a predicted model, not a curated record. The coding region runs from base 186 to 1766 and encodes 526 amino acids. The transcript has 2 exons.
AUGGUACCAUCAAGUCAUCGUGUAUAUCAAUGAAAUAAUAGAUGAGAUUAAUUUCCAUAUAGGGUGUGUUGUUUUUGUGAUUGCCAAAAUUGUAGACUAUAAUCACCUUCUGCGUCUUAUCGGGGCACGUUAUCAAGAAAAAAAGUGAACUGCAAAAAGCUUAUCAUGAAAAAAAAUCGUUCUUGAUGAUUGUUCCAUUUUUUGCAUUUAUCAGCAUCCACCGAACGCAAAAAUCCAUCAGUACCAAGAUGACACCGCUUUCGAUCGGAGUGGCGCUACUCUUCGUAGCCGCAGUAGCUUUCCUUAAUUACAUUUUUAACUACUGGAAGCGCCGAGGCGUUCAACAGUUCACACCGUACUUCCCAUUCGGAAACUUUUCGGACCUGUUUCUGGGUAAAACAUCUUUCCCGUCUCUUUGCGAGCAACUCUACAGGCGCAGCAAACAAUGGCCUAUGCUCGGAGCAUACAUCCUAAUGCGGCCGGUUCUUCUGGUUAACGAUCCGCAAAUGGCCAAGGACAUCAUGGUGCGAGAUUUCCAGAACUUCCACGACCGUGGACCAAUGGUGGAUGAAGAUAACGACCCCCUGAGCGGACAUCUCUUCUCGUUGGCUGGUGAAAAGUGGAAACACCUUCGUGCCAAGCUGACUCCGACUUUCACCAGCGGGCGACUGAAGGGCAUGUUCCAGACCCUGGUGGAUACGGGGGUAGUGCUGCAGAACUAUAUGCAAACGUGUGCCCAGCGUAACGAAGUUGUGGAAAUCCGAGAAAUAUUGGCCCGCUACAACACGGACAACAUUGCGUCGGUCGCAUUUGGCAUCCAAAUCGAUUCGAUUAAUAACCCCAACGAGCCCUUCCGCGACCUCGGACGUAAGUUUUUUGAGUCUAACUUCCGCAACAACAUGCGCCUGGUCUUUACAUUCAUGGUGCCGAAGCUAAGCAAGUAUUUGAAAAUAAAGACCGUCGAUACCGAACUGGAGCAAUUCAUCAUCAGUAUGGUCCGUGAAACGCUGGAAUACCGCGAAAAGAAUGGCGUCGUACGAAAGGACAUGAUGCAACUGCUACUACAGCUGCGCAACACCGGAACCGUCUCCGUCGACGAACGCUGGGAUGUGGAAACAAUUGCCAAGCACAAGAACCUUUCGUUCGAGGAAGCCGCUGCCCAAGCGCACGUUUUCUUCCUGGCCGGAUUCGAGACGUCAUCGUCGACCAUGUCAUUCUGCCUCUACGAACUGGCUAAAAACCCUGAAGUUCAACGCAGAGUCCAAGAAGAAAUUGACACCGUCACCGCCCUGCACGAUGGAAAACUGACCUACGACAGCAUCAACGAAAUGCGCUAUCUGGAGUGCUGCAUCGACGAAACCCUCCGCAAGUAUCCACCGGUUCCGGUUCUGAACCGUGAGUGCACCCAAGAGUACAAGGUCCCCGGCACGGAUAUCGUAAUCGAAAAGGGUACGGCCGUCAUACUUCAGAUUACGGCGAUGCAGCAUGAUCCUGAGUACUACCCGGAUCCGAUGCGCUUCGAUCCAGAACGGUUCCUUGAUCCAAAGAUCAAGGGUAAACCGUAUGCUCCGUUCGGCGACGGACCGAGGAUUUGUAUCGGAAUGCGAAUGGGUAAAAUACAGACCAAGGUGGGGCUAUCGCUGCUGUUGAACAAGUUCAAUUUCCAGCUUUUCGGCCACGACGAACCGGAACUGGUAAUGAGUCCGAACAACUUCUUACACACGCCCAUCAAUGGAAUCAACCUGAAAGUCAGCUGCCGCGAGUAGAACGGAAAACAAGGAAAACCGAUUGGAUAAAACUUUAUUAAACAAAUGUGGAAUUAUCUUUUAUAGAAAAAAAAAAUACCAUUUUUGGAAAACCUAGUUGAGGAAUGUUGUCUUGGACCAUUCGUAUACUAGACCAAAGGGUGUCGCUAACGGGUGAUGGAGAAAAAAAAACAGUAAUUCCGCAUGGGUGGAAACUCUCACCUUUGUUAUCUACGAACUGUUAGCGUGAUUGCGUAAGUGAAGCAAUCAAUCGUCUUUACAAGUCUUCAAAACAACAAACAAUAAACAAUGUUAUAAUUCCCUAAAUCGAUUGAAAUAAAACUACUUGAUGCAAUUCUAA